Molecule: messenger RNA, 234 nt
Organism: Colletotrichum costaricense
Lineage: Eukaryota; Fungi; Ascomycota; Sordariomycetes; Glomerellales; Glomerellaceae
Exons: 2
Coding region: 1-234 (77 amino acids)
Source: RefSeq, a predicted model, not a curated record
AUGAGCUUCAGAAACGUUAUACCCAUCGUCGUGGCUGUAGUAGCAGGCAUCUCCAUCACUAACUACACAUUGAAGCCUGAGCUCGAAAGACAAGCAAAACUGCGGGAGCAAAAACAGUUCGAACUACCCAAGCCCGUCUCGUCGAGCGAACCGAAUACCUCCGAUUUACAGACUCCGAACCAAACAAAACCCCAAGCCGGCACAGGUCCAGAGAACUCAAUGCCGAAGUCAUGA